Fusarium verticillioides 7600 is the source of this 1129-nucleotide messenger RNA. RefSeq lists its product as hypothetical. The record is from RefSeq and is a predicted model, not a curated record. Bases 104 to 928 code for a protein of 274 amino acids. Gene Ontology annotation, cellular component: peroxisome. Gene Ontology annotation, biological process: fatty acid beta-oxidation. The transcript is spliced from 2 exons. Lineage: Eukaryota; Fungi; Ascomycota; Sordariomycetes; Hypocreales; Nectriaceae. Gene Ontology annotation, molecular function: delta(3)-delta(2)-enoyl-CoA isomerase activity; enoyl-CoA hydratase activity.
CUCCACGCUCUUAUACUACUAACCUGGGCUCUUCUUAUACCACCCAACAACGCCCACUCUCCCUCACAACCUCUCAUCUCACUUCAGGAAUUCUAAUAAAAAAAUGUCUACUCUCUUCACACUCCCCAUCGCAAAAUGCGGCGCCCAUCCCGGCGGAACCCUCACAUGCACAGAACCCUCACCGAGAGUCUACCUCCUCACCCUCCUCUCACCACCCGACAACCGUCUUACAACACCCGUUCUCAAAGCCUUUCUCAACGCCCUCGACAUCAUCGAGUUUGGUCACCCUCACGGCGUUGUAGCGACUACUUCUGGAAUUCCAAAGUUUUAUAGCAAUGGUCUUGAUCUGGAACAUGCUGUUGCGACGGAGGGUUUCUGGCCUUUGCUCUAUGAUGUCUGGGCUCGUUUCUUGACAUACCCUAUGCCUACAGUGGCUCUCAUGAACGGUCACGCUUUCGCAGGUGGUCUCAUGCUCGCCACAGCCCAAGACUACCGCCUCGCCCCAACCCCACGAGGUUUCCUCUGUCUCAACGAGCUUGUCUUCGGCGCACCCCUCAAACCCGCCAUGUCAGCUCUCUUCCGCAUCAAGUACUCCCACGCAACCUACCGAAGCCUCGUCCUCGAAGCCAAGCGCUUCACAGGCGAGGACGCCCUUGCAGCCGGUAUCGCCGACGGUCUUGCGCCCAAGGGCCUCGAAGACCUGCUCAGCUUUAUCAAGGAGAAGGAACUCAUUGACAAGAGCAAGUCUGGUGUCUACGGCGUGCUGAAAAUGGAGAUGUACGCUGGCUUGGUCGAGUUUAUGAGGGGGCCUGCUAUGGAGGCGCAUGAGCAGAGAUUCGAGGAGGCGCAGAGCAGGGAGGGCGAGAGGAAGGAGUUUGGAAAGGUUUGGUAUGAGCAGUGGUUGAAGGAUACCAAGGCCAAGUUGUAGAUGGCUGUUCUUGUACGAUAUAUGUGUGACAUAUCUGUUGCGACUUGCAGAAUAUUUGGGGCGCUGCCCUCCCCUCAUGUACCAAAAUAUCGACUUCCUUGUGUAGGACCUACCUUUAUAUACUAAAAUCACUCUGUAUAUCAUCGGCGAAGAGUGGUGUAGGGGUAUCUACAUAACCUAUAAACCUUCUAAAAUCCGAAC